UUCCAUAGCGAAUCCCGCUACGACGUGUCAGUCACAAACUCCGAAUGGCCAUCGACGGUGUACUAUGACACUCUGUUCGAAACAUAUGGAUCAAUCAUCACCGAAAUGACUGUAUCAAUGGCGCAAAGCGACGAAGAGAGACGAAGCAUAUUGGCAAGAGAGUUCACCAAGGUCAAUAUUUUUUUGGAAACUUUCGAAGUUACAAACAUUGGAGAGGAUGCCAAAUAUGAUUUAUCGAAAACUAUGAGUGACUUGGGAGGAGCAGCAGGGCUCUACUUGGGAAUCUGCGUGGUUACUCUACUGGAAAUCCUGGAGCUGAUUUUGUCUUUGUGCAAAUCUUUGAUCCGUUUCCUGUUCUGCAGAUCAUCAGGAAAAAUGCAGAACAAGAAUGUGCAUCCAAUGGCUCGGGGAAAGAGCAAUUUUCCGUCCUCCGAAAUGUAUGACUGACGAAAAUCCUCCUUCAUUAUUCAUAUCUGCUCUUCAAGAAGCAGAAGAAAGAAGCACAAAAGCACCAAAAUAUUGCUCAUUUCUGCACGUGACUUAUUGUAAGCUGCU
Notodromas monacha is the source of this 555-nucleotide messenger RNA. The record is from the annotation of a GenBank genome assembly. Lineage: Eukaryota; Metazoa; Arthropoda; Ostracoda; Podocopida; Cyprididae.